Messenger RNA from Tripterygium wilfordii, 2097 nucleotides. RefSeq names its product probable dolichyl pyrophosphate Man9GlcNAc2 alpha-1,3-glucosyltransferase. Bases 298 to 1866 code for a protein of 522 amino acids. Gene Ontology annotation, cellular component: endoplasmic reticulum membrane. Gene Ontology annotation, molecular function: dolichyl pyrophosphate Man9GlcNAc2 alpha-1,3-glucosyltransferase activity. The record is from RefSeq and is a predicted model, not a curated record. The transcript has 7 exons. Gene Ontology annotation, biological process: protein N-linked glycosylation. NCBI's taxonomy places the organism in Eukaryota, Viridiplantae, Streptophyta, Magnoliopsida, Celastrales, Celastraceae.
ACGCCUUUGUUCUUCCUGCAUCUCCCACUCCUUGAUCCUCUUCUUCGUUCUCUGAAUCCCGAAUUUUCUUUGAAUAAUUUGUAGUUGGUUUUGAUUACUGAAACUCAGACUCUUUUUUUUAUCAAAUUUCGAUUUUUGUGGUUGAGCUGUUGAAAAUAGCAGAGCCUAGGACCGUCGGUGGGAGAAAUCCGGUUUUGGAGACAUCAGCGGCUUGGUUUAGAGUUCACAGUGUCUGGACAGAAUGGAGUUUUUGUGGGAUAUGUAAACAAGUAAGUUAGAUCAGACAGAGAAGUGAGUAUGGAAAAGAGACGGGCAAGAAAGUUGGUGAAAGAGAAGGUAGAUGUCGAUAACAUUGAUGAUAGCUGGAGGUGGUUGGUUCACAAAGGAAUUGGGGCUGCAUUCUUGUGUAUUGCAGUGUUUGCAUUAUUAAUUCGAGUGGCCACAUCAUUUCAUUCAUACUCCGGUGCUGGAAAUCCCCCGAAGUUUGGUGACUACGAGGCACAGAGGCAUUGGAUGGAAAUAACACUUAAUCUCCCUGCUAGAGAGUGGUACCGUAACAGCACCAGCAACGAUCUCAGUUACUGGGGACUUGACUACCCUCCCCUCACUGCCUACCAGAGUUUUUUCCAUGGUCUUUUCCUCAGAAAAUUUUAUCCAGAAUCAGUUUCACUCUUCACUUCUCGUGGUCAUGAAUCCUAUCUGGGGAAACUGCUGAUGAGGUGGACAGUUUUAUCUUCUGAUUUCCUCAUAUUUUUUCCUGCAAUUCUUUGGUUUGUUCUUGUGCAUUAUGGUGGUCGGUCAAGUAGCAGUAAUAGCGAUAUAGCAUGGCACAUAGCGAUGCUUCUACUUAGUCCUUGUGUGAUCUUAAUUGAUCAUGGUCAUUUUCAGUACAACUGCAUUAGCUUGGGACUCACUGUGGCUGCUGUUGCUGCCGUCCUCUCUCAGAAAGACCUUGUAGCUUGUGUUCUGUUUAGUCUUGCCCUCAACCAUAAACAGAUGAGCGCAUACUUUGCACCUGCUUUCUUUAGCCACCUCUUAGGUAAAUGUUUCAGACGUCGAUACCCAGUGCUUGAGGUGGCAAAGUUGGGCUUGAUGGUCUUGGGAACAUUUGCUGUCGUAUGGUGGCCGUAUCUUCAUUCGACCGACGCCCUUUUUAGGGUUCUCUCUCGUCUUGCCCCUUUUGAGAGAGGCAUAUACGAGGAUUAUGUGGCCAACUUUUGGUGCACCACAUCAAUCCUAAUAAAGUGGAAGAGGUUAUUUACUACUCAGUCACUGAAGCUUCUCAGCCUCGCUGCAACUAUCCUAACUUGUCUGCCCUCAAUGGUUCAGCAAGUCUUAGCUCCAAGCAACAAAGGUUUCCUUUAUGGACUGCUGAAUUGCUCUCUGUCUUUCUACAUGUUCUCAUUCCAAGUACAUGAGAAAUCGAUUCUGCUGCCACUUCUGCCUGCUAGCUUAUUGGCUAUGGAGUUUCCUCGUCCCUUCUGGUUAUUAACACAUUAUGCCAUGUUCUCCAUGUUUCCUCUUUUGUGUCGUGAUAAAUUGGUGUUGCCAUAUGUGGCUUUGUAUGCUCUAUUCAUGCUUAUCUAUCAUGCACCUUGUGGGAGACGAGAUGAUGGGAAAACCCACCGUUUUGCUUCUCUUACCUCUCUCCCGAUUUUAGUGACCUUUGUUUAUCUGUUCUCACUUAUUCUUCAUCUCAUUUACUUGACCAUUCGUCCUCCAGAGAGGUAUCCUUAUCUUUUCGAAGCUGUAAUUAUGCUUCUCUGCUUUUCUCACUUUGUGGUGUUCGCUUUUUACACCAAUGCAAAACAAUGGAGGUUGUUGAGCAAAUUUACAUCAACAGAGAAGGAAAAGAAGAUGAUUUGAUCUUUGUACUCCUGAUGUUGUGUUCAUUUUAGGUUUUGCUUAGAUUUUGUAUUGAAGUGAAACUUGGCAAAUGCCGAUGUACAAACAUGUAUCAAUUUGACUGAUACAGGUGGUUCAUGGUUAUUUUCCAUUCUUAGUAACUUUGUGCUAGCAAUCAACAUUGGAUUUUUUUAUAACUUAUGUUCAGGCAUCCCAUGAAGUGCUGCUGAUGCUUAAAAGAGGUCUUGAGCA